This is a messenger RNA of Chenopodium quinoa (quinoa), 1369 nucleotides long. RefSeq lists its product as uncharacterized. Bases 280 to 942 code for a protein of 220 amino acids. The record is from RefSeq and is a predicted model, not a curated record. The transcript has a single exon. Lineage: Eukaryota; Viridiplantae; Streptophyta; Magnoliopsida; Caryophyllales; Amaranthaceae.
UCUAAUUCUUCCCUCUUUCUCUCUCUACCUCCAUUUUAAUUUCCCCUUUAACCUGAAAUGCAUCAUAAAUACAUCCUAAAUUCAAAUGAAAUGAAAAUUAUUGGGACCCACUACAUAAAAUUGUACUUCUAAAAAAUCUCUAUAUAUACUUGCUUCAUCUUCAAACACAAACUUAUGUUUUACUUACAACUACAUUGAACUCUUUUCUCAUCUUUUAGCUUUACCAUAUUAUAAUUUGGUUAACUUUUUGUCAAUCAUUCAUUUAAAUAGUGGUAAUUAAUGGCCAAAGGCCGGAGAUUAACCUCGAGCCGAAGCGACCGGCUUCUUGGCACCGGGACUUAUAAUAAUUACUACGAUCACGGCCACGACCACAACCAUGGUUACCACGACAACGGCACGGUUACCGAGGUAUCGGAAUUUGGGGAGGAGGAUGUUUGGUCGAUGGUGGCCGACACCUCGGAGAAUCACCAUCACCACCACCACAUCCGCGAGUGGGACUCACGCGCCACCGUGGAGAGUGGGCGAAGGCGAGUGGACGUGGGUGUCACGUGCCACCAGGAUGAGAGGCACGUGGGGGGCUUGUCCCUGGCAUUUGAGGACAAAGCGCCGCCGUCAAGCCGCAGGAUACUGCACCAAUAUGGAGGUGCCACGGGUGCAAGUAGGGGCCCACGUGUGGAUACCAGACACGUGGCCUCGUCAGCUCCCGUAAACGUGCCUGAUUGGAGCAAGAUCCUCCGAGUCAACUCAGCCGAGUCAUGUGUCGACUCGGAUGAGGAUGACCCGGUUGGUGACUCGGCGGUCGAACCGCCCCAUGAGUACUUGGCUCGGAGUAGGAAAAUGAAUGCAUUCUCGGUUUUCGAAGGCGUGGGCCGGACCCUCAAGGGCCGGGACAUGACCCGGGUUCGCGACGCAAUAUGGAGCCAAACCGGGUUCGAAGGGUAAAUAUUAAUGAAACACAUAAUAAGUCAGGGAAAAAAAAAAAUUAAUAUAUAUUAUGGUGUAAAUUUUUUUCCUCCUUAAAAAUUAUUAGUUAGUUAAACCGUAAAUCGUUUAGAAAAUAUUUUUUGAACCGGGAGAAGGUCAUGAAAAUGAAUCGACUCGGUUGACUCAGUGAGUUAACGAGUCCGAGUUUACAUGCCUAAAGCCUAAAAUACUCUCCCUAAACUUUCUGUCUUUAUAUUGCUAUUUUAGCUGGGAUUUGGCAAUUGUCUAGUACCUGUCAAUUUUAAUUUUUACUCCUAGUAAUUUUGACAGAAGGAAAUUGUAAUUUAGUAGUAGUAGAACUUUUGAGGCAAAUUAUUGUAGAGUGAAAGUUUUUUGGCACAGUUUUUUGACUUAUAUUAUGUCUUUUGUGUACAUUUCACAGUUA